Molecule: messenger RNA, 810 nt
Organism: Miscanthus lutarioriparius
Lineage: Eukaryota; Viridiplantae; Streptophyta; Magnoliopsida; Poales; Poaceae
Source: the annotation of a GenBank genome assembly
AUGCUCCUGCUGACCACCCCGUCCCACACGAGCCUCGAAACACUGGCGCACGGCCUCACCGUGCCGUCGCCCAUCAACUGCCACAAAGAGCUUUUGCACGCCAUCCACUACACCUACGCCCUCCUUGCUGCUCUCCGCCAAUCUAACGCCCACACCCUUGACAUGACAACCAAGCUACCGCACUGUGCAAGGUGCGCCCAACAACUCCCUCGUUGCCAUCCACACUUCAAAGCUCCUUCCACCACCAGUGCAGCUUCUGCUGCCACAUCCCUGAUGCUGAAAACACCAAGCAUUGCCGCAGCCACCCACCGCAGCCUCCAUGCUGCCGAGCCACCACACAGCCCCCAUGCCACUGUGCAUCCACGCGCAAACGCCACCAAUGCAACACCAGCGUGCUUAGUAGCACCGCGGACGCGCAACAACAGGCGCCACAACGGCCAACCAUGCAGGCCGCCACGCCACCUUGGUCACCAACUUGCCGCUCUCCUCAGCAAUAUCCUCAAGCAGUCGAUGCUGCAGUGCUACGCCAACGCACGAGCCUCCUUCGAAGCUCCUGACACCCCUCACUGCCGCCCUGUCGCCGCCGGCCUCGCCAUGCCGCUACCUUCGCAGGGGCCCAACCGGCCGGAUCCGAACGCCGGCCCACCAGAUUCGCCCUCCCCCGGUGUAGAUCCGGGUCGUCGCGAGCCGCUGCCGCCCACACGCAGAUCGCCACCACCGCGCCGGACGAAGCUCCGUCACCACUGCACGCCGAACCGAACACCGCGGCACCACCCAAAGCGCGCCCACACGCCGCCCCCUCCGAGUUGA